Molecule: messenger RNA, 1030 nt
Organism: Cydia fagiglandana
Lineage: Eukaryota; Metazoa; Arthropoda; Insecta; Lepidoptera; Tortricidae
Product: transmembrane protein 223
Exons: 2
Coding region: 77-748 (223 amino acids)
Biological process (GO): nervous system development
Cellular component (GO): mitochondrion
Source: RefSeq, a predicted model, not a curated record
UUUGUUUCUUCACAGUUUUGAGGUUAUGUGUACAAAUGAAUAUUACUAAAAAGUAUCAUAACCAAUUAAAUUAAACAUGUCAUUAAUUUCCUUGGCUUCAAUUAUACUGAAGAGAGGUGCGACUUACCGAACAUUAUUACCAUGUCGAGACUGUAUCAAAAUAAAUGCACCAUUCAGCUCGGUUGCAACAAAAUCUGUGCAUGAAGUUAAUACCAACGUUGUAAAAGACGUUAUUCUGUACAAAUACGAGAACCCUAAAUAUUUUAAGUACAUGAACGUGUUUGCAGUAGUGCAGUACAUGUUUUGGAUGUAUUUAGGAACGUUCGCGUUCACAUCGCUGAAGGAUGCACCUGUUGACCGCUCGAAGAUAACAGACGACACACCGUGGUAUAGAAGGAUAAAUCUUGGUGAUAAUAAGUACAGGAAUACGCUUGGUGGCGUAGCUGUGCUAGUCGGCACAGGGUCCCUAGCAAUGAUAUGGAUGUACACCCUAAAGUCAGUCCGCUACCUCGUCCUACACAAGGGAGGCAAACAUCUAUCCUUCGUAACCUAUGCUCCAUUCGGAAACAACCACAUCAUGAAGGUACCCAUAGAGAACGUCUGUUGCAAGGAGGCUAGGAAGAAUGCUAGGGUUCAACUACCUUUGAAGGUGAAAAAUACCUGGAUGCAUUAUAUGCUAGAUAUGAAAGGAGAGUUCAAGAACCCCAUCUUGUUCGAUGCUACAGCUGGAUUGGCUAGGAAAUGGUAAUUUUGGUACCAUUUAUGUGAGUUUUUUUUAUGGACUUAUGGAUCACUCGUGUAGAUUUCACAGAACAGAACAUGUACAUACAUAUGAAGACCCACAAAGUAGAGUGGAGAAAACUAAUAUGAACGUUAUCUUUGUCGAUUGGCGCUUACGCCAUUAUUAACGAUGCUCCGAUAUGAAUACAAUGCCGCGCGACGCUGUGCGGCGUAUGCGCCAUCGACAAUAAGGUCCCUUUUCAUAGAUAAUGCCCCAUAUAUAUAAUAAUGACUUUUAUCCUGUUUUGAC